GUCAGGCUGUCCUUUUUUACCUCAUGGUUUCUUUAUACCAGCGUCAAAUCUGUUUUUCCAGUAGAAAACGGCUCUGACACUCUUGGGUCUCGGCGAAAAACUUGGCUAGUCAGCUGUCCUUCUCCGUCUCCGUCAGCAGCUCUUGCGCUCGACUUAGCGCGCCCAAAUGCUAUGAAUAGCCCUUCCGCCGCUACAGGCCCUGCCCUGCGUCUCAUGACCCCCUUGACGUACAUCUUAUCCGGAGAAAUGUGGUCUAUAUGUCUUGCGUGAUAAUUCUAGACCCCGUAUAAGCCCCACCGCGAACUGAGAGUUGGAUAGGUCCCCACGAGCUCGACUCCGCCAUGGCUGCCGAUGAACGCAAGAAAAGGAGAGAGACGUCGAUGUCAGAUGUCAAGGAGGCUGUAGAGAACAUCGAAGAGAUCGGGCGCGGCACAUCCUCACCUGCCGUUCCUGCGCUUGGAGCGCUGGCGAAGGCAGCGGCAACAGACCGUGCGCUCUCGCCGCUGCAGGCCAUCCGGCUGUAUUGGCGGGCCUUCUUCUGGUGUCUGUUCAUGUGCAUCGGUGCUCUUCUUGCAGGGUACGACGUUCAGAUUACGGGAGGAUUGCUGAGUGUGCCUUCGUUCCGCCGUGACUUUGGGUUCGAGUCGGGCGGGCAGUACAUUCUUGCUGCAUCCUGGCAGAGUGCGUUCAACAGUGCAAGCUCGGUCGGGUGCAUGCUUGGUGGUCUGUCCGUCGGUAUCAUAUCCGACAAACUCGGACGUCGCGGGACCGUGGGGAUCUGUGGCAUCAUCUCUCUCGUCGGCAUCUUCAUCCAGUUCUUCACCCCGGCGCAUAACAAUGGGAUGCUCGUGGCGGGCAAAUUCAUCAACGGCAUAUCGUUGGGGAUCUACGUCGCAACGUCUAGCUCGUACUGCGUCGAGCUCUCCCCGACUGCACUGCGCGGGAUCACGACGGCAGCCGUCAACCUCUGGGUCGCAUUUGGUCAGCUACUCUCGAACGCGGCCAUUCGAGGCGCAGGCGCUCGCACGGAUGCGUAUGCCUACCGCAUACCGUUCGCCACCCAAUUCAUCUUCCCCGUCAUCCUCCUGCUUGGCCUCCCCUUCGCACCCGAGUCGCCGUGGUGGCUCGUGCGCAAGCACCGGAUGGAGGACGCACACAGGGUCAUUGCGUGGGUCGGAGGCGCGAACGCGCAGGCAGUCGCGGAUACCGAUACGGACGUCGACCUGCAGCUGAGGCAGAUCCGGGAGACGAUCGAGCUGGAGGAUUAUUACGCCCGGACAUCGCGGUUGUGGGACCUGUUUCGCGGUGCUAACCGCAGACGGACUGCGAUCUCGUGCAUGGUGUUUGUCGUGCAGCAGUCGUCCGGAGUGACGUUCGUCAUCGGAUUCAGCUCGUACUUUUUCGAGCUCGCGGGAUUCUCCGAUAACGCCUCGUUUGAUCUUGGUCUCGUUGUCACCGCUGUCGGCGUGGCAGGCAACCUGCUCGUGCUGUAUACGCUAAAUCGGUUCGGCCGUCGCACGAUAUGGAACGCAAGCCUGUACGGAUGCGCAUUUGUGAACCUCCUGAUCGGCUUCUUGUCAAUACGCACCACAGAGGGAACGAGGCUUGGUGUCGUUGCGUUUGUCAUCAUCUACCUGUUUAUUUACCAGGCCGGGCUGGGACCCCUCGGAUACACCAUAUACGCUGAGGUCCCGUCUUCCAAACUGCGAUCGAAGGCAGUCGGCAUGGGUAUCCUGACAAACCAGUGCUGUACCAUGAUUGUAAACAUCGUUGUGCCGUAUCUCGUGAAUCCUGACGAAGCAAACCUGAACGGAUACGUCGGGUUCAUUUUUGGAGGCUUUGCUGUUCUCGGAAGCAUAUGGUCCUGGUUUUACAUCCCAGAGACUAAGGAUCGUACGAUCGAUGAACUUGAUGUAAUGUUCGAGGAAAGAGUGCCAGCGAGAAAAUUUGCUUCUUAUACGUUUAAGAAAGCUGAUUUAUGA
Molecule: messenger RNA, 1982 nt
Organism: Coniophora puteana RWD-64-598 SS2
Lineage: Eukaryota; Fungi; Basidiomycota; Agaricomycetes; Boletales; Coniophoraceae
Product: general substrate transporter
Exons: 13
Coding region: 342-1982 (546 amino acids)
Biological process (GO): carbohydrate transport; transmembrane transport
Cellular component (GO): membrane
Molecular function (GO): carbohydrate:proton symporter activity
Source: RefSeq, a predicted model, not a curated record